Molecule: messenger RNA, 1365 nt
Organism: Rhipicephalus microplus (southern cattle tick)
Lineage: Eukaryota; Metazoa; Arthropoda; Arachnida; Ixodida; Ixodidae
Source: RefSeq, a predicted model, not a curated record
CACUGUCCUAUCAGCGCAGCAGGGUCUUGCUUCGCCAAAGGGCAGCUGCGAAAACGCUCGUGUUUGCAACGACAAGAAGCUGCUGGGAGAAGCCAGGCCCCCGAAACCUCAAGAACCAUGGCCGAGAGCCCUGUGUCUCGCAUCCCGGUGCUGCAGCGCGCCGACAGUACAUGGACCACGGUGGAGCACAAAUUGCGCCAGCUGGACGACAUGGAUGAGGCAGGCGCCUACGUGCGCCUACUGGCUGGCAGUUGUCGGGACAUCGUGCAAGCUGCGCGUGCCAUGCAGGCACAACUCGAAGCCUCCAGGACAGAGGUGAACGCGCUGCGGCUGCAGCUGCGCAAAAGCAUGGACCACAUCACGCAGAUGGAGGAGGAACGGGAUGAGCUGCGUGGUGUGGCCCAGAAGGCUGAAUCAGAGGCGCGAGAGGCAGCCGAUGCAUUGUGCCAGAUGGCGCAGGAGCAGUCGCGACUGCGUGCUGAGUUCGAAAAGCUGCCGGUGGAUCUAGCAGACAUGCUGAGGCAGAGGCAAGAAGAACUGGAGAGACGUCUGCGCGAAUCACUCGAUGCUGUUGCCAAAGAACAGAUGGCAGCGCUGGAGGCUCGUGUGGGGGCGGAACUGAGCGACCAGCUGCAGGACCUGCAAAAAGCACAGCUCGCUGCAGAUGGUCGCCAAAGGCUUCUGGAUGAGGUGGAGCCUUGGUCUCCUACACAGCACUGCCCUUUGCAGGAGCUGCCGCUGCUGAGGAGCUCCAGGGACGCACCAUUUCGCUGGACGUUGUCAGGGUACCAAAGACUGAAGGAGGAGAGCGGACGCCAUGGGCAGCCACGGCUGUACAGUAGGCCGUUCGGCAUCGAACGGGAAGGCAGCGUUCGCUGCGUUCUCAGGCUGGUCGCGUGUCUCGGAGUACAUGCUGUCCAGGAGGCCGGUGGAGCUGUUCAGCUCGGCUUGGAGCUCCUACACUCGGCCAAGUGCUCGAAGAAGUUCGAUUUCUUCCUACGCCUGCUUGACCGCACUGGCGGCGAUCGCCACCUCGUCAAGAGCUUCUCGUCCUCAGAGCUCGCAGUGCCACGUUAUUGGUUCUCCAGGCCAGCCCUCGGCGUUGUGAGCUUCGCCGUGCUUGUUUCCGAGCAGCGCAUGCUGCGUGAAGGAUUGCUGUCCAUGGACACGCUCAGCGUUGAGGUUGGACUACAGUGAAUGCGUUCUGGUCACUGAAGAGCAUACCCGAGGCGCAAUGCGGCCCCACGUACCUGAUCAUGGAAUGGAGUGUGGUGGAGAGGAGUGUGUUGAGUUGUAAAAUCAGUAAAGAUGGUGCCAGCUGCUUUGCGUUGAACCUUGCGUUAUGGUUGGCACAUUCUCCUUUCA